Molecule: messenger RNA, 763 nt
Organism: Oryza brachyantha (malo sina)
Lineage: Eukaryota; Viridiplantae; Streptophyta; Magnoliopsida; Poales; Poaceae
Product: outer envelope membrane protein 7
Exons: 1
Coding region: 171-464 (97 amino acids)
Cellular component (GO): chloroplast outer membrane
Source: RefSeq, a predicted model, not a curated record
AGCAAGACAAAAAACAAAGCUUCCCCUUCACAACAAAAACCCCCGAAACCUCGAGCGCGGAGAGCCAUCCCACACCACCCGUCCGUCCAUCCAUCCAUCCAUCCAUCCCCGUCGCAAUCCACGGGCCCGGAGCAGCAGCAGCAGCAGCAGCAGCAGCGGCAGCGGCAGCCAUGGCGAGAGGGGAAGGGGGAGGGCAGCGCGAGGGCAGCGCGCUGAAGACGGCGGUGGUCGUGACCGGUGGCCUCGUCCUCGCCUGGUUCACCAUGGAGUCCGCGUUCAAGCCCUUCCUCGACCGCCUCCGCGGCGCGCUCACCCGCUCCACCGACCCGGCGCCGCGCGACCCCGACGAGGAGCCCGCCGCGCCGCCGGCCGCGGCCGAGGGGGCGGAGGAGGGCGAGAAGAAGGGGGAGGACAAGGAGGUGGAGCUGGAGGAGAAGGGGGAGGGGGACGCCAAGGCCGAGUGAAGAAGAAGAAGAAGGCGUCGUCCCCCGUCUGGUUCCGCUUCUGAAUAUGUUGUGAAUCUGUUUCUGUGCUUCCCAAUCUUGUCCUGGAUGAUGCAAAUUUUCGAUUCUAAUACCAGUAUCUGCACCAGUAGUACUCAUCUCAAGUCUACCUGUGUGCUUGCGUUAGUUUCUACUUUCUAGUGACAUUUACUGCUGCUCAGCUAAUAUGUACUUUUUUCUGUGGGUGCACUUGUUCCCCCUUGAAGCUGCUUGACUAUGCUAUUCAUAAGAAAACUGUAGUAAAAAUCAGUGUUUCUCUA